Molecule: messenger RNA, 1584 nt
Organism: Penicillium malachiteum
Lineage: Eukaryota; Fungi; Ascomycota; Eurotiomycetes; Eurotiales; Aspergillaceae
Product: MRS7 family protein
Exons: 4
Coding region: 1-1584 (527 amino acids)
Biological process (GO): intracellular monoatomic cation homeostasis
Cellular component (GO): mitochondrial inner membrane
Molecular function (GO): ribosome binding
Source: RefSeq, a predicted model, not a curated record
AUGUCCGCCACAAUGAGAUCUGCUCAGUUGGUGCGCAACACCUCUGCAUUGCGGCCCACAUUGGCUGCGCGUACCCGUGCGAGCGCCCUGGGCCCAGCUUCUAUCGCUGCGGCGAACAGCCUCCUCCGGAAUGGACGCGGUCUCCCAUCCCAUGUCACUGCCCUUGCGAUUCUGAUCCCUCAGCAGCGUGGAUAUGCCACUGAGCAUCAUACCCCCCCUCCUGGCUUCAACGCCGAGCAAGCCAAGAAGCCUCUUCAAGAUCAAGCGCAAUCACAAACAGAUGCUAAGUCUGCUCAACCUGAGACAGCUGCCCCCAAGGUGUCUGCUGCUGCUAAGGCUGUUGCCGUGGACUCUCCCAAGAACCUUGCUGAGGAGAAGAAGGAUGCCAAGAAGUUGACUAUUGGCCAGAAGAUUAAGAAGGAGGUGCAGCACUACUGGGAUGGCACUAAGCUGCUGGCCACAGAAGUCAAGAUUAGUACUCGUCUUGCUGUGAAAAUGGCGGCUGGUUACGAGCUCAGCCGUCGUGAACACCGUCAGCUGCAACGUACCACCAAGGAUCUGGGUCGCUUGGUCCCAUUCUCCGUCUUCCUUAUCGUUCCUUUCGCCGAAUUGCUCCUCCCCAUUGCUCUGAAGAUCUUCCCCAACCUUCUGCCUAGCACCUACGAGGGCCAGAAGGCCCGUGAGACCAAGGCUUUGAACUUGAGCUCCACUCGCAAGGAGGUCUCCAGCUUCCUGCGCAACACAUUGCGUGAGACUGGUCUACCAUUGACCGCCGCUACUGUCAAGAACGAUGAGUUCACCGACUUCUUCCGCAAGAUCCGUACCACUGGUGAAUCCCCCUCCACCGAGGACGUCAUCAAGGUCUGCAAGAUCUUCAAGGAUGACCUUACCCUCGACAACCUGUCUCGUCCUCAGCUGGUCGCUAUCUGCCGAUACAUGAACCUGAACACCUUCGGCACUGACGCCAUGCUGCGCUACACCAUCCGUCACCGCAUGCGCCAGAUCAAGCGUGACGACCGCGCCAUCUUCUACGAGGGUGUCGACUCUCUCUCCGUUCCCGAGCUGCAGAUGGCUAGUGCCUCCCGUGGUAUUCGCACACACGGUGUUUCUCCCGCCCGUCUGCGCGAGGAUCUCACCAUGUGGCUGGACCUCCGUCUCCAGCAGGGCGUUCCCUCCACCCUCCUCGUUCUGAGCAACGCCUACAUGUACACUCAGGGUGGCAAGGAGUCCGACAUGGCCUCCCAGAUUGAUGCUCUGAAGUCUGUUCUCUCCAGUAUCCCCGAGGAACUGUUCCACGAGAUCGAGCUCGAGGUUCACAAUGCCGAGGGCGCUGCUACUAACAAGCAGCGUCUUGAGGUUAUCAAGGAGCAGGAAGAGCUGAUCGAAGAGGAGAGCGAGCAACAAGGUCAGGGCGAGGACAAUGUUGCCGCGCCUAAGGAUAUCGAAGAUAUAGAUGAGAAGGAGGAAGCUCGCAUUGAGGCUUCUUCUACUACCAACGGCGAGAAGCAAUCUACCGAAGCUACCGAGGCCAUGGCUGAGGGAGCUAAGGCUGAGCAGACCUCCAAGAAGAGCGAAAGCUCGUAA